Messenger RNA from Rana temporaria (common frog), 822 nucleotides. RefSeq names its product kunitz-type serine protease inhibitor bitisilin-3-like. Lineage: Eukaryota; Metazoa; Chordata; Amphibia; Anura; Ranidae. Bases 142 to 693 code for a protein of 183 amino acids. The record is from RefSeq and is a predicted model, not a curated record. The transcript is spliced from 5 exons. Gene Ontology annotation, molecular function: serine-type endopeptidase inhibitor activity.
CUGACGCUCCUCAAAGGUCAGCGAGGUGUUCUGGUGAUUGCCGUCCUCUCCCUUCAGGUAUUUAAAGUCCUCGGGUUUCAGCAGGUGGAAUAUUUUCUCUUCGCUCUCCAGCAGUAGAUGACUUGGUGAUUCUUCUCAGGCAUGAUGUGGUGCGCCCUUUUCCUGGCUGUUGUCACAGCCACUCAGCUGAUGCCAGCGCGUGCCUUACCAACGAAAGAAGCCACUGACAUUUGUCAACUACCCAUGGAGGUUGGUCCAUGUGAAACCGACGUUGCACGAUACUACUUCAACAGCGCAGAGAACAGAUGUGCGAUUUUCCUCUACGGGGGUUGCAGUGGAAAUGCCAAUAACUUCAAUAGUAAACAAACCUGUGAAACAGCCUGCCUGAAGACAAAGAACCUCCAACCUAAGUUGAAGACUGGAUCCAACUUCCCAAUAAAAACCCCAGUGACUGGUGCAGCUGUAACCUGCCAGUUACCUAUGGCUGCCGGUUUAUGCGAUAAUAAUGUCUUGCGCUACUUCUAUAACAGCGCUGAAAAUAGAUGCGAUAUCUUUGACUAUCACGGCUGCUUUGGAAAUGCCAAUAAUUUCAUGACUAAGCUGGAAUGUGAGAAGACCUGCCUGAUACCAGAGAAAAACGACCUUUCUGAUUUUGGUGUGGAUUCUGAACUGUCUUUUGCACUGGAAGAAUGACCGAGAACACACAUGGGAGCAGAAACAUGUACUCUGUAAAUGAUGUAUAUGUGUCAUUGCUUUACAAAAUAUUUGAAAUAAAAAAAUAUUGACUUUCUUUUUUUACAAAUGAAAAAAAACCUGAUAAAA